Molecule: messenger RNA, 1110 nt
Organism: Mangifera indica (mango)
Lineage: Eukaryota; Viridiplantae; Streptophyta; Magnoliopsida; Sapindales; Anacardiaceae
Product: DDT domain-containing protein DDR4-like
Exons: 9
Coding region: 323-1063 (246 amino acids)
Biological process (GO): regulation of DNA-templated transcription
Cellular component (GO): RSF complex
Source: RefSeq, a predicted model, not a curated record
UUAUUAACCGCAGCUAGUUACCAAACUUUGACCAUGAUUUGAGGUAAAUACUAUUUGGGCGGGAAAAUCUUAAAAUUUAUCUUCCAUCCACUUCCACACCCUCGAAAUGGCCCGUGGCCCCCGUAAACUGAAGCCGUCUCCUAGAAAGACAGGUGGAGAAGAAAUGACAGAGGUGAAGGAAGAAGAAGAAGUUGUUUUCCUGGACGAAUCGUCUUCUGAAUCUGAGGUUAAAAAGCUACGUGAACGAUGGGAACUUGCUUGUGUUCUCAAUUUUUGAACGUGUUUGAGCCAGUUAUUGGAAGUGACACCUGAAGAGAUUGAGAUGGGACUUCUUGAGUCUAAUAGUUCUAAUGCUCAGCUUCACAUUGCUCUGUUAAAGGGGAUACCACCUGUGAGUAAACUAUUAAAUGAUUCUGAUGCAUGGGUUUCUGUACUUCGUAAGAAACUUGCUCUGUGGUGGCCAUGGGUUGCUGAAGGGGAGACUCCAUUAACUGCAGUUAAGGGGUAUGAUGGAAAUACAUCUAUUGGUUAUAGAUUGUACAAGGAAGUAAACAAAACUGGGUUAAAAACCAAAUGUAAAGGAAAAGCAUUUUUAACUCUACCAGCUACCUGUGCACAAUGGAAAACACUUGCUACCUUCUCGAGGAAUUUUGCAAAGUUGUGGAUGAACUGUCAUCUAGCAAAGUUGUGGCAAAAGUUGCUGUUGGCAAGACAAUUGCCAAUGAUGGUAUUCCUGUUGCUGAAGAGUUUCAUAAGAAGAAAGAAAGGUCAUGUAAACGGAAAAAAAAGACAAGAGAUGCUCCUGCUGAAUGGCUUUAGAAAUUCUUUUGCUGUUGGGAUAACUCGUUCUUAUAGGAGUCGUAGGUCUAUCAGCUAUACAUUUGAUGAUUAUGAUCAGGCCAUUGAUGAGGCUAUAGAGCUAUUAAAGAAAUGUGCAACUAGUAAAGAGCAAAGGCAUGGAAAGAGUGCAUUGAAUGAAGGCUCAGUGAUGGAGACAAAGAUGGAAAAGAGUUAUGAUAAAGAAGGUGACUCCACCGGUAGCGAUACUGAAAGUGAUACUUAAAGAAGCUGUCAAUGGAAAUGGUGAUGAUGAAAAUGAAAAUGAUGAUG